This is a messenger RNA of Schistosoma curassoni, 1641 nucleotides long. The record is from the annotation of a GenBank genome assembly. Lineage: Eukaryota; Metazoa; Platyhelminthes; Trematoda; Strigeidida; Schistosomatidae.
AUGACCUGCGUGGCCAAGUUUUACGACGAUGUGAUUGAGGAUGUUAUAAGUGGUGUUAAAGAUGAGUUUGUAGAGGAUGGUGGUGAUAUCCAGAUACUUGAAGAACUCAAAAAGUUAUGGAAGUCCAAACUUGCUGAGACCCACGUCUUUAGCCCAGAGCCUGUCGGCGGAAGUGCUGCACAAUAUUUGAACCUUCUGCAACGUUCUCAAGUUCAGAUCCAUCCAAAUGUCGUCAGUUCUGGAAAUCCCUCCGUAGGUUUACCAAUAAGGCAGUUGAAUACAAUCAUCCGAACUGGGUCAGAUCAGACAACAGCAAGCAUGGCGCUUCCUGGUACGCUUUCAGGUUUGCGACUACCUGCAGCACGGGCUUCUGUCUCAGUCCCCACUCAAAUGCGAUCUCGUGAGCCAGUACAAGCUACUCCGUGUUUGGCCUCAGUUAUACUUCCAACUCAGUCGCAAACACAAAAGCAACCUCAAACAACCAGCGUUCUUCCCGCUGUGCUUACUUCCAAUCCAAGUGGAGCUCAAUCAAGACCUACUGCAACUACUAACGUUCAACAAGUUACAACACCCCAGCUCGCCACACUGCCUUCAGGUCUUACAGGACAUCUUGUACAAAUCGGCCAACAGACUUAUCUCGUCCCUCAGCCGUUAACAGCAGUCCGUCAACCUGGUGUUCAUCUGGCUGUUCCUCAGUAUAUAGGUAACCCAAGUGUGGCAACCAACAAUUCCAUGGCUUCUGAUUCCAAACCUUUUACUGUUUCAGACAUUGGGCAGUUUAAACAAACACAGGUCGAUGGUGUCCAUGAUAGCGAUGAUGAAAAGUUCUGUGAUACUCCUGUAUCACAAUCGAUGAGUGUACCUGGGCGUCGAAAGAAUCAAAAUAAUGGACAGCAUAAUUAUAAUGAUAGUGUUGCAUCCCAUGCCCAUCAUGGUUCAGAUCUAGAAGAUGAUGAUGACGAUGAUGAUGACUUAGUCCCUGCUACUCCUGGUUUCACCCCACACUCGUCUGUUUUAUCUCAUUACAACACUAGUCGUUAUGUGAUGGAUACUCCAAGAGAUAUGGGUGGGGGCACACCUCUUGUAAGUGCCCCACCCACUCCUAUGACCCCACCUUCCGUAUCAGUCCCAGAAAGUCACUUACGCCCUGGACAACAGUCCUUAGCUACUCAUUCACUUCACACUGCACAAACACCUGCUUCCAAACGUCGAAGACUUUCACCAUACCACGGGAAGAAUACAGAUACAGAUGAGUCUGAGGGUUGUGAUGAUGGCGAAGAUCCAGACAUAGUAACUACUACCACUACACCGGCCAACCCAAACGAACUAUCCAUAGAAAACUACGAAAAUACUGUUGAUCCUAAGCGAAAAUUGGACCAAGUGAAGCAAAAACUUAAACAGCGUCCACAACAAGAUAGGAAUCCAGUCAGUCCUAAGAACAAUCGUAUAACAAAACAGUUUUCAUCCCCAACUGAAUCAGAGCUCGGUGUUCCAGAUCAGAUGGAAUUCCUUGAAGGAGAUCCUCUAAAAGCAGAAGAGGAAGGAGAAGAAGAUGAGGAAGAAGAACCUCUGAAUUCAGAGGAUGAUUAUGAUAAGGUGGUGAAUUGGGCCAAUAAGAAAAUACUCAUAUCCACUCAUUAG